This is a messenger RNA of Striga hermonthica, 1377 nucleotides long. The record is from the annotation of a GenBank genome assembly. Lineage: Eukaryota; Viridiplantae; Streptophyta; Magnoliopsida; Lamiales; Orobanchaceae.
AUGGAGGUUUCAGCAUACAAGACGGAUGGGAUUUUUGCUAAAGAACUUGAAGACGAGCUCAUGAAAUUUACUGUGAAAUCUGAGGACAAUGGUGGAGUUGAGGGACCACCCUUGGUUAAUCAGACUGAGCAAGUGCAGAAAAACAAGGAAGUUGAGGUCAACAUAACAGAAUGUACAAAAUCUAUGGGCAAUAAGGCUUUUAUACCACAACACCAGGACUUGACUGAGAGUGAGAGCUCGAGUUCAUUUGAUGACAGUGAUUCGGAUUUUGAGUAUGUUGAUAGCUUGGGUAACUCUGAAGAUUUGUCCGGUUUUUGCGGUGACAUUGAUGGAUUUGGUGAUGACUUUAGGAAGAAAAAACUGACAGCUCACUGGAGAUCCUUUAUCCAACCAAUCAUGUGGCGCUGUAAAUGGACUGAACUGCAAAUCAAGAAAUUGCAGUCCCUAGCCCAAAAAUAUGACAGAGAACUUGAAGCCCACAAUAAGCGAAAGCAGAUUCAGAUAGAAGACUCGUCAUUGGCAGAUGGCGUGAAGUCAGUCCCAUUUUCGCGUACGUCUGCCACAGAUGACUUAUUCAAGAGGAAGAAAAGAAGAAUGAAAGAGGCAACUACUGAUGUAGCAGAAUAUAUGUCCCGUCAUAACCUUUUCUCGUAUUAUGAGAACAAGAAGAGUUCUACUGAUGGUGCCUCAAUGAGUAACUUGUCAAAAAGUUCAGAAAAAGCUGCCCAGAAAGCAAACAUAGAUGAAGAUUGGGCAAAUGACGACCUAUCGUCUUUUGUGGCUGGAGAUGGUGAUAAUUCUUUAGAAGAAAUACUUAGAAAGAUCGAGCUUUUACAGUCGCAAGCUGGCCAGCUGAGGAGCAGGGUCAAUAGAGUUAUUCAAGGAAAUGCCGAAAAGUUUCAUUUUGUUGAAGAACUAGACUUGCCCAUGCCUUUUGAAGCUCCAAAUGCAAGCAAUGGUGAUGGUAUUGCUGUAGGAACAUACAUUGCAUCUCAGCUUAUGUCUGAGUAUAACACGGGUGAUAUACAUGCCUCUGAAAGUGAAGUUACGAAUCACGGCGAAGGUGUUCACAAUGCUAAUGCAAGUACAGAUCAUGCUCCUUUUGCAAAUUCAAACGUUGAAGAUGGAGCGCUAAUCGACAACCAGAGAGUCAAAGAAGAGAUUAAUUUCGAGGAAGUGAUUAUUAACCCCAGCAAAAAGCCUCCACUGAAAACCAAUGGGCCCAUUAAUACCAUCAGUCCCCAACUCGCAGGUGAGCCGAAUUUGCCGGCAAACAAUCAAUCGCCUCCAAAAGUACGGUCAACUGCCCCAAGAACCAAACGGAAGAGGGGCUGGAAAAAGGGCGUUCGACGCAAGACUCGAAGAUCCACAGGUUAG